AUGAUCAGCACGAACAGCCGCCGCGGUGGUGCACGGCGUGCACUGGCCACGGCGCUGUGCGCUUGCUUCAUUGCAGCAGCUGCCGCGUCGGAGCUUAUCACUUAUGGCGACCGUGACACGCCCGCCCACUUCACGUACGUGUACGCCGGCCGCGACUGGACUACCCUCGAAGACUACCCGGUCUGCCAGGGCUCCAUGCAAAGCCCAAUCAACGUGCCCCGCGACACGGCCCUUGCACGCGUGCCGGCCGCCGAGCAGAGCGUCUUCCAAUAUGGCACCGUCCAGAGCGCCAACACGGGCACCGUCGUCAACAACGGCCACACGGUGCAGCUCCUGAUCCCCGCCGGCUUCGCGCCCUCCAACGCGUCUGUCGUCGUUGUCGGCGACUUGAACGCCACCAAGCCGCUCAUCAGCCAGAACGUCGCGCGCGCCACGGGCGCCGCCCUGACGCGUGUUCCCAUGAAGCCGCUGCAGCUGCACUUCCACACCCGCUCCGAGCACCUGGUCGGAGGUGUCUCAUACCCCCUGGAGAUGCACAUCGUCAACGCCGUCUCCCAGACUUCCGUCUCCGGCUGCCCCGCGUCCCCCGGCUGCCUGGCGGUGGUGGGUGUCCUGUUUGAGCUGGCCGAGGAGGGGGAGGAGACCGCCAGCAUCACGGAGCUCCAGAAGAUCUUUGACAGCGCCACAGACAACGAGGACACCAACGCCACGCUGUCGGCGACCACCCUGGACCUGUCAAACCUGCUGCCGACGGACCACACCUAUAUUACAUACGC
Molecule: messenger RNA, 776 nt
Organism: Monoraphidium neglectum
Lineage: Eukaryota; Viridiplantae; Chlorophyta; Chlorophyceae; Sphaeropleales; Selenastraceae
Product: carbonic anhydrase, alpha type, periplasmic
Exons: 6
Molecular function (GO): zinc ion binding; carbonate dehydratase activity
Source: RefSeq, a predicted model, not a curated record